AUGGCCGGCAAGAGGAAGCGAGCCGCCGCGCGCCAUUCGAACGUGGUCGCCGGGAAGGCAGCAGCAGCGGCCACCACGGUGUCGGCGCGCCUUCGACGCUCGGAGACGACGGCGCACGACACCUACGUCGUGCGGGUCGGAGACAUCCACGUCGUCACCACCGUGACCGCGCGCCCGGCCGUGGCGCGCCCCGGUGGGUGUGCGCCACGCUGUGGCGUCACCGCCGCCGCCUCCGCUCCGGCGCCGGGCUCACCAUCGGCAUGGGGUGCAGUGGAGGCCGCCGUUCCGCGCGCUCGCCGGCGGCGCCCGGGCACGCUGCAGCUCUGCGUCGGGCGCCGGUGCCUCGUGUUCCAGAUCGCUCGGGCGGCCGCCGCCAACGGCGUCCCCGCCGCGCUCCAGCGGUUCCUGGCCGACAACGGCGUGGCGUUCGUGGGCUACGGCGUCCGCUCCGACUGCCGCAAACUGGCCGCCCACCAUGAAGGAGUGCGGGUGGCGUGCACGCGCGAGCUCCGCUCCGUGACCGGCAUGGGCAACGCGUCCAUGGAGCGCAUGGCGGAGGAGCUCCUCGGGCUCGCCGGGAUGAAGAAGCCGGUGACGGUGAGCCGGAGCAGGUGGGACGCGCCCAAGCUGUCAAAGAAGCAGGUGAAGUACGCGUGCGUCGACGCCUUCCUCUCCCUCCGCCUCGGCGUCCAUGUCGGCGUCACGCCUUCCUCUUCUUCCGACUAG
Molecule: messenger RNA, 726 nt
Organism: Oryza brachyantha (malo sina)
Lineage: Eukaryota; Viridiplantae; Streptophyta; Magnoliopsida; Poales; Poaceae
Exons: 1
Coding region: 1-726 (241 amino acids)
Biological process (GO): nucleobase-containing compound metabolic process
Cellular component (GO): cytoplasm; nucleus
Molecular function (GO): nucleic acid binding; 3'-5' exonuclease activity
Source: RefSeq, a predicted model, not a curated record